This is a messenger RNA of Cydia amplana, 744 nucleotides long. RefSeq names its product mast cell protease 3-like. Gene Ontology annotation, biological process: proteolysis. NCBI's taxonomy places the organism in Eukaryota, Metazoa, Arthropoda, Insecta, Lepidoptera, Tortricidae. The record is from RefSeq and is a predicted model, not a curated record. Gene Ontology annotation, molecular function: serine-type endopeptidase activity. Bases 1 to 744 code for a protein of 247 amino acids. The transcript has a single exon.
AUGCACUUCUUACUGAUUCUGGCAAUACUUGUACAGUUAAGUGCGAAUAAGGCUCCUAGCCGUGGAGACUUGAGGGUGUAUAAAGGACGGAACGACACUCAUAACGAGUUCCCGUUCGCUGUGCUUCUGCAAGGGAAGGACCCUCCGGUCAGGUUUUGUACCGGCAGCCUUAUAGCGGAAGACUGGGUCCUCACAGCAGCCCACUGCUUUCAAAUACUACCUAUUGUCAUCAGAUAUGGAGAUUUUACAAAGCCGGCAAACGAGACCACGUUGUACUCAAGUGCGAUCAAAAUAUACGCUCACCCUUCCUACCUUGAAUUACGUCAGUUAAAUGAUAUAGCGCUAAUUUUCACGGAAAAAAUACCCAUAAAGAACCUUCCUACACUGCUGGCGCUCGAUUAUAAAACUUUCUUCGGUCUUCAUGUUAAAUACGCGGGUUUUGGACAUUUUGGACGGCAAUAUCGGGCGACUUCGAAAGAAAAAAGAGAAACAGAAUUCAUUCCUCUUCAAAUUGGCGAGGGUAUUGUGGUCCCUUGUGCCUAUGAGGUGUUAUGUGUAGCGCCGAAGUGUUCAAACAGGAAGCAACAGGCUCGCCCGGGGGACUCCGGAGGGCCACUGGUGUAUGAGGGGCGAGUCAUAGGAGUAGCUAGAAGCAUGGACUUUGACUCUCCUAUUACACAUUAUACCCCUGUAAGCCUAUAUUUAGAAUGGAUUCAAAACACUACACGCUUUAAUGACGGUUAA